This is a messenger RNA of Triticum dicoccoides, 1552 nucleotides long. RefSeq lists its product as uncharacterized. The record is from RefSeq and is a predicted model, not a curated record. Bases 447 to 1337 code for a protein of 296 amino acids. Lineage: Eukaryota; Viridiplantae; Streptophyta; Magnoliopsida; Poales; Poaceae. The transcript has 2 exons.
AGGGCUGCGUCUACGUGGAAUUUUCCAGAGGGCGGGCCCGUUCUGGAUUGGCCGGUUAAUGGCGUGGAGGUACGUGUCGAGGACCAAUCACAGACGGCAUCGCAGGAUUGCGUGGACGAGCGGUUGGAUUUCGAAGCGGCCCCGGUACGUACCUACAUUUUUUUCCGACGUAAUAGCACCCGAGAGGUACCCUAACUUGCACACAAUGUGAUAAUUCAGUCCUAAAUUUAUAAAAUUUGACUCCAUUAUACCUCAACUUGCACCUCAUGUGAUGAUUUAGUCCCAGGCCAAUCACAACUCGACAAUUGGCAGCUAGGUGGCUGGACCGGUCAGCGCAUGCACUUUUGCAGAAACCCCCUGCCUUUUUCCCUAUUCAACUCGUACUCUCUCCACCUGAAUUAAUUCUGACGGAACGAAUCCACCUCGCGUCCGCCUCUGUUCCCCUCAUGCUCACCUGCCCUCCUCAGCUCCAGCUCCAUCUCCACGCCGACAGCAAGCUCGCCGCCGCCGUCCAGCUUCAGCUUCGGCGUCAUGGUCUCUUGGUCGGACGGUUCGUUCUCCACAUCGACAUCCCGAGCAAGGUGAUGGUGGUGGGCGACGUGACGCCACUGGGCGUGCUCACCGGCGUCUCCAAGAUACGAGGUCCUAGCUGCUCGAGUGGUCGAGGACGAACCAGUGAUCAGAACCUGGAGCUUGUCGUCCAGCCUUCAAUAGGACCAGAACCUGGAGCACUCCAGCUCCAGCUCCAUCACGCCGGACUGGUCGACCGCCAUGUGAUGAUCCGGCGUGGCCUUGGUCGGCGACGACAUGUAGGACGGCGAGCCGCUGGCGCUGCUUCCACCGCCGCCGUUGCGGCGUGCCGUGCCGCCGUAGGCGUUGGCCAUCCUGAGCCUGACCAUCUCGGCCUGCGCCAGCGCGAGCUGGGUCUGCAGCGACUCCACCUGCCGCUGCAGCGACGUGAUGGCGCCGACGCAGCCGUAGAUGGGGUCGCGCACGCGCGCGUUCACCUCGUACACCAGGCUGCUCACCGCGUCGCCCCGGUGCUCCGCUGGAAUCUCCUGCAGGUUGCACGCACACAUACAUCAUGCUUUGUUUCAGACGGAAGAAGAAGAAAAAAAAGUGGUUUCCUACCUAGUAAUAGUUACUGUACUACACAUGAACGACAUGACUCUAAUAAGUUGAGAAAGAUGAUGCUUGCAACAUGUUUGGUGCGGCCGAAAGUUUCUGAAUUUUCUGUUGAGGUGGGAGGCAUGUGCAGUGGUCGUCUGAAGAUGGCUGCUGCAGAGAGAGAGAGAGAGAGAGAGAGAGAGAGAGCAAAGCCGUACAAUAACCACUGAUUGACUGACUGUUGGGAUGGAUUAUCACCACAUGGGAGGGAGAAGAUUUCAUUUGGAGAUACAGCCAAGCCUUUUUUCGAUUUAGUAAGAUCCUAGGGAGCAUGUCUAUGGGAACAUUACUGAUGAAAGCAUGGGAAAAUUACGCUAUUAACUCCAAUGUAUUUUUCUCUAUUAACUCCAAUGUAUUUUUUUAAGAUGCAAUAGGAAAAUUACGC